AUCAUCACCAUGAGGUGUGCAUCAGCUGUGAUCCGCGCUGCGCUUCUCAUCGCUCAGGUUUUAGGAGAAUAUGGCAUCGCUCAUUUCACUGAGUUUGGAAGAAACGGAGGGAAGGAUUACUGCAUCCACUUCAACUCCCACUGGACUCCCUUACCUCAGCACCUCCACACCACGCCUGCGGUGGAGGUGUAUGAUCUGACCCCGUCUGUACUUUGCUCCGACUCCGAUGUCCCCGAUGGUGUCUUUCGUGACCGUGUUGCCAUGGUGAUGCGUGGGAACUGCACGUUUUAUGAGAAAGUUCAUUUGGCCCAAACCAACGGUGCCAAAGGUCUCCUGAUCAUCAGCAGGGAUUGGCUGAUCCCUCCGCAGGGGAACGAGUCUCGGUACGAGGAGAUCGACAUUCCGCUGGCUUUAAUGAGUUACGCAGACAUGCUGGACCUCCGCACGCGUUUCAGAGACAGGAAGCAGGUGGUGCUGUACUCUCCUGAUGAGCCGCUGGUGGACUGGAGCAUGGCGCUGAUGUUCCUCAUGGCCGUCGGGACGGUAGCAGGGGGAGGAUACUGGAGCGGUGUCCAAGAAAUCACAAAGCGUGGUUUUCUCUUCAGACAGACGGAGCAGGAGGAGAGCGGCGAGACGGAGGAGAGCGAGACGGUGAACAUCACUCCGAGCACCAUCGCCGUGUGGGUGGGGAUGUGCUGCCUCCUGCUGGUGCUCCUUUACAUGUUCUAUGAUUAUCUGGUGCACGUCUUCAUCGGGUUUUUCUGUCUUACCUCCUCUGUGGGUCUCUACAACUGUCUCUGGCUCAUCGUCCGCAGAAUUCCUGUCGGGAAGUGCAGGAUUCCCGAGAACAAGCUGCCCUGCUUGAAAAAGCGUCUGGACAUGCGAGUGCUGCUGCUGGGUGGAUUGUGUGCGAGUGUGAGCAUCACCUGGUGUGUGUUCCGCAACGAGGACCGGUGGGCGUGGGUGCUGCAGGACACGCUGGGCAUGGCGUUCUGUCUCUACGUGAUGAAAACCUUCAGACUGCCCAGCUUCAGAGCGUGCACACUGCUGCUCACAGCCCUGUUAGUGUACGACGUCUUCUUCGUCUUCAUAACACCUUAUUUGACUAAGAGUGGGAAGAGCAUCAUGAUUGAAGUUGGGGGCGGUCCCUCUAAAUCAUCCACACACGAGAAGCUCCCGUUGGUUCUGAAGGUUCCGUCCCUGAGCUUUUCUGCUGUGGUUCUGUGCAGUCGGCCGUUCUUACUGCUGGGGUUCGGAGACAUUUGUAUUCCAGGUCUGCUCAUAGCCUACUGCCACAGGUUCGAUGUUCUCGUACACUCAUCAAAGGUUUACUUCCUGACCUCCACUGUGGGGUACAGUGUGGGUCUGUUCCUCAGCUUCGCGUGUGUGUUACUGAUGAAUUUGGCUCAGCCGGCUCUGCUCUAUCUGGUUCCAUGCUCCCUGCUCUCCAGCCUGAUGGUGGCACUGUGGCGCUCAGAACUGAAGCUCUACUGGAGCGGGGGGGUGUCUCUGCCUUCGCCUGUUGCCAUGGCGCCCGUCGCUCAAACACUAAACCCAGCCGUGUCUGAGACCUUAACCAAUCAGGAGCCAGGAUGUGAAGUGACCAAUCAGGAUGAAGACCCGCUUCCAGCUGCAGAGGAGGAACGUCCUCAGAGGACAGAAGACAGCUGCUCAAACAGACUAAAUAUACAAAAGGACGACUUUCUUCCUUAAUUAAUUUAUAUUUUAUGGCCUGUGAUUUUUUUUUUUUUUUAAACUCUGUAAGAACCCAUGAAUGCAACAGCAGCACAAGUCGGCUGUUACGGACCGUAACCUGUACCGCUGGUUAUCAGAUUUAGACCAAAAAACAAAUAUCUUCAAAUCCACACUUUGCAUUCAUUCCCGUCUCUUUCCUGGUCCGUACGUAACGAGCUCCUCGCUCGUCUCCGAAUUGAGAGUUUGUAGAAAUCUGUGGUUGGUUGAAGAGAGCAAC
This is a messenger RNA of Neoarius graeffei (lesser salmon catfish), 1972 nucleotides long. It is a transcript of the gene sppl2b, whose product is annotated as signal peptide peptidase-like 2. The coding region runs from base 10 to 1713 and encodes 567 amino acids. Gene Ontology annotation, molecular function: aspartic endopeptidase activity, intramembrane cleaving. The record is from RefSeq and is a predicted model, not a curated record. The transcript is spliced from 15 exons. Gene Ontology annotation, biological process: membrane protein proteolysis. Lineage: Eukaryota; Metazoa; Chordata; Actinopteri; Siluriformes; Ariidae. Gene Ontology annotation, cellular component: Golgi-associated vesicle membrane; lysosomal membrane; lumenal side of endoplasmic reticulum membrane.